AUGUCUAGCCACACCUCACAAAGUCCUAUCCUCGACCACUUCGUCAUCCUCGUAUCCCACAAAACCCUCCUGGAAAUCUCUGAAUACACAAAUGGCCAAUUCACCCUAGCACCAGGUGGAACCCACGCCGACGGUCUCACGACAAACAAAUUGAUCCUUCUCUCGGACGGUGUUUACCUAGAACUAAUCGCCUUCUUUGACGACGCCGAUCCCGAAAAGCGCCGCCAACAUCGUUGGGGCAAUGAGAGGGAAGGCACAAUAAUCGACUGGGCAUUUACAUUGCCUUCAGAGAAUGAUUUCGGCCCAAUUCAACAGCGAGUCCGAGACGCUGCCACAGGCUUCUCCUAUACAAACCCUAUCCCUGGUGGCCGUACGAAACCAGAUGGCACUGUUUUGAAAUGGGCAAUUUGUACACCUAAGGACGACCACGAUAACGGUGUAGGUCCGGGAUCGAUGCCAUUUUGGUGUCUUGAUAGAACGCCCCGGGUAAACCGUGUUCCAUAUAAGACGGAGACCCAUCUUACGAGACACCCUAAUGGUGUGCAGGGUGUCUCCUCGGUGUUGGUUCAGUUUCCUGAUGGUGGAGAUGUGAAGAUGAAAGGGGCAUAUGAUGCCAUUUUUGGAGGUGCUUGGAAGUAUGAGGUUCCUUCGCGUUCGAGCGCUAGUCGACACUCAGUUACUCUUUCUGGAGAUAAGGCGGCUAUUCGGUUGGUAUUCAAUGGGUCAAAAAGAGGUCAGGUGGAACUUUUGCCUGGGCUUUUGUUCGACAUUGAAGAAUCUGCACAGUGA
Penicillium longicatenatum is the source of this 789-nucleotide messenger RNA. Its product is annotated as VOC family protein. The transcript has a single exon. The record is from RefSeq and is a predicted model, not a curated record. The coding region runs from base 1 to 789 and encodes 262 amino acids. Lineage: Eukaryota; Fungi; Ascomycota; Eurotiomycetes; Eurotiales; Aspergillaceae.